AAUCAUUCGAUGUCCCCUAGCCAAGUCACUCCUAACCAAUCAUUCAGUCGGUUUCAGUCCAGUCAGUCAUUCAUUGUCAUCGCGGGUAACGAGUUGUGUUUCUUUGCUUUUUUCCAAGGACUAUUUAACAUUUAUUUCUGUGUGAAAGUUGUUUCGAGUGCCUACGUGACUUUUUUGAAGGAGUUUAAUUGUUUGCCGCGUCAAGUUAAUAGUAUUUGUUUGUAAAAGAUGGCAGCUGAAGUGAGUGCACCAAAUAUGAUACCACAGUUGCAGUCUGUGCAAAAAGCCAUGGCUUUACCCACAGUUGGAGCAGCCGUGGGGCAAGUUGGAGCAUUUUACUACAAAGUUAAAGGUGCACAUUCGCUAUUGGAAUGGGCUUUGUCUACUGCUGAAGCAAGCGUAACGCUGGCAGCAACCACAGCAGCACCCUAUGUGGCAGCUCCCCUAGCUGUUGGUGAUGCUAAAAUAGCAGCUGCGAUUGAUGAACUGGAACGCAGAGUGCCCCUAGUGACUGAACAGCCCAAGGUCAUUGUUGAGACUACCAAACAAGCAGUCCUCUCUAGAAUCUCUCCACAUGUUAACAAGGUGUGUGCAGCCCGCUCCGUGGCCGGGCAACGCGUGCAUUCGCUCAAAGAGUUGUCAUGGGCCAAAGCUAACGCGCUGCUAUCGACAGCGUACGGACAGAAGGCGGUGCAAGGGUUGGACUCGGGCGCCACAUACGCCAUGCAGCUGCUCGACACCUACCUGCCGCCCGUGGGACCCCAGCCUGAGCCCACUGGCGAAGUGGUUCAGUCGUCGAAUGACCCGGCGAUGCACACGGUACAGACAGUGGGACGGCUUAGUGCUGUGGCAGCGCGCCGUGUAUGGGCCAACCUGGCCUGCAGAGUCAACCAGCUGCGCGCUUCAGGCGUGGAAUUGGACGUUCGUCGCUACGUGACGGCGUUGCUCGCGGCCCUCCACUUGGCCAAAGUGACCAGUGACCAGCAACGGGCAGAGGAACCGGCCCCCCCGGCGACCUCGCACGCGGACCCGGCCCCCCCCUCGCAGGGGACUAACCCCCCCGUCGACCGGACCACGGCCCCGACCACCACUAACAUACUCAAAUCUACCCCCGAAGCUAAAUCUGACAUAUCGGAAAAUGCUUAGUUAUUAAUAUCACUAUCAUAAACUUUAUUUUUUAUAAUGUUUAAAGUUUUAUAAGCCAUACUGCAGAUAUACAGGCUGUAUCUACUGUUAUGGACUUUAGACAUUAAGAUGUGUACCUAUCAUGUAAUCGAAGACUGUCAUACGAGUCUUAUGUAUGUUUUGAUGGAUUUUAAAGAUUUGUACUCGGAUAUUAUUUAAUCAUACAAUAGACAUAGCUUUGUAAGAGAUC
This is a messenger RNA of Chilo suppressalis (striped riceborer), 1375 nucleotides long. The record is from the annotation of a GenBank genome assembly. Lineage: Eukaryota; Metazoa; Arthropoda; Insecta; Lepidoptera; Crambidae.